AUGUCUGUCUUCAAUAGUUCUGCCUUUUACCCUCGCUUCCUCCUAACAGGCCUCUCAGGCCUUGAAAGCAAAUAUGACUUGAUUUCCCUCCCCAUCUUCUUGGUUUAUGCCACCUCGAUUGCCGGGAACAUUAGCAUCCUCUUCAUUAUCAGAACCGAGUCUUCCCUGCACCAACCAAUGUAUUACUUUCUGUCAAUGCUGGCAUUCACUGACCUGGGCCUGUCUACCACUACCUUGCCUACCAUGUUCAGUGUCUUCUGGUUCCAUGCCCGGGAGAUCUCCUUCAAUGCUUGUCUGGUCCAAAUGUACUUCAUUCAUGUUUUCUCAAUUAUUGAGUCAGCUGUACUCUUGGCUAUGGCCUUUGAUCGCUUUAUAGCAAUCGGAGAACCCUUGCGCUAUGCAGCCAUUCUAACCAAUGAUGUAAUUAUUGGGAUUGGGUUGGCAAUUGUUGGAAGGGCCUUGGCUCUGGUCUUUCCAGCUUCCUUCUUCUUGAAGAGGCUUCAGUAUCAUGAUGUCAAUAUUUUGUCCUACCCUUUCUGCCUGCACCAGGACCUCAUAAAGACAACUGUAUCCAACCGUCGAGUCAGCAGCAUCUAUGGCCUCAUGGUGGUUAUCUGUUCCAUGGGACUUGAUUCAGUGCUUCUCCUCCUCUCCUAUGUCCUCAUCCUGAGCACAGUGUUGAGUAUAGCCUCCAAGACAGAGAGAGUGAGAGCCCUCAAUACUUGCAUCUCUCACAUCUGUGCUGUACUCACCUUCUAUACGCCAAUGAUCGGGUUAUCUAUGAUCCGUCGCUAUGGACAGAAUGCUUCCCCAAUUGUCCACGUGCUCAUGGCCAAUGUUUACUUGCUAGUUCCACCUCUCAUGAACCCCAUUGUCUACAGUGUUAAGACAAAGCAGAUUCGUGACAGAAUCCUGAAGAAAUUCAAGAAAGAUGAAGUGUAG
Messenger RNA from Sapajus apella (tufted capuchin), 942 nucleotides. RefSeq names its product olfactory receptor 51G2-like. The transcript has a single exon. The record is from RefSeq and is a predicted model, not a curated record. The coding region runs from base 1 to 942 and encodes 313 amino acids. Gene Ontology annotation, cellular component: membrane. Gene Ontology annotation, molecular function: G protein-coupled receptor activity; olfactory receptor activity. Lineage: Eukaryota; Metazoa; Chordata; Mammalia; Primates; Cebidae. Gene Ontology annotation, biological process: G protein-coupled receptor signaling pathway.